GUCCGUCGCCAUUCGAGCCGCCUUGCCAGCCCAAUACGCUCUUUUUCUUGGAAUUUGUGCCGGGAUGUUGUGUUUUUUUGGUUCGGUCGUGCUGGCUCUGCUUCUUGCCUCGUGUGCGGCGGUUCGUUAGAAUGGUGGUCUGGUUGUACUGCGAGAGUUUGCGAGGCGCAGUUUUGUAGAGCUUCAGUACCAUCCGCUUGAGGUUUUCUUGAUGCGGGCUUCUAUUUUGUUUUUAUUGUUUUUAUUGUUUGUUUUUUUAAUAUUUUUUAGGUGAAUUAGGAGAGGUAGAUAUGAUUAGAGAUCGCUGCGGAUGUAUCAUGCGGCUUCAGUGUCGGGUCGUAGGCGUUCUAUGUCUUGCGCUCGACCCUGUGAGCUGCAUGAAAGGGCAUGUAUUGUCGUCUUCGAGAUGCGUUAUUUUAUUUAUUUAUAUUUUAUUUUCUCUUGGCUGUUCGUUGGAGCUCGAAAGCAUGGCUCUACACGCUCUUGCAUUAGUCGAUGGGCGCGGAUAUGCAGCGAGAAGGAAUUGUCACCUGUCAUUUUCCGGGCGUUGAACAUAUGUGUUUUGCUAGAUUGAUUGGAGAUCAGGGUCUUGGUUGGGCCCAAAGUUUUAUUUUACAUUCAUCUGUAGAAUUUUUGAUUGCGCGGGCUUGGGGAAGUAUCGGCUCAAUGUGUGCCGAUCAUCAGCUUUGAGUGCGUGAAUCCUCGUUUUUCCGCCCACGGUCGCUCGCCCACCGUUUGAAGUCAAUUGCGCUCUUCAAGUCCUUUCUGAAUUCCGAUUCCCCCUACCAUUCUAGUGCUGUCAAUGCAAGUCAUAUUGUUCACAACUGACCAUUUCGCCCCACCCUUACCUUUAUUCAUCUAGAGCCUGGGUUUUAGUGCAAACCAAGUCCCUUUGUGAGGAUUUGAUUAGAAUAACUUGAUUACGAAGGCUUUUUUCGGUUUUCUUACGAAUCUAUCUUGAGGAUGGUAGAGUUUGUUAAGGAUGGAGCCACAGGCAUGGAGAAAGUCCUGCUGCGUGAGCCUGGGGGCGCAACGGCACAGAUUCACCUCUACGGCGGGCACGUCACUUCUUGGAGAAAUGAGAGAGGGGAGGAGCUACUUUUCUUGAGCUCCAAAGCCAUCUUUAAGCCUCCUAAGGCAAUCCGCGGAGGUAUUCCAGUGUGCUUUCCGCAGUUCGGUGGUUUUGGUGCUUUAGAACAGCAUGGAUUUGCCAGGAAUCGAAUGUGGGCUGUGGACAUAAACCCGCCUCCUCCACCUCCAUUCGCCGGCACUGGCCCUAACAAGCCCUACAUUGAUCUAGUUUUGAAGCCGUCGGAUGAUGAGUUAAAAAUAUGGCCUCACAACUUUGAGCUCUACCAGAGAGUGAUGAUAGGGUUUAAUGGUGAACUUACAUCAAUUAUUCGGGUUCGCAAUACAGACACCAAGCCUUUCACCUUCACGUUCGCGUUGCACACAUACCUGUCUGUCUCAGACAUCAGCGAGGUCCGUAUUGAGGGGCUUGAGACUCUAGAUUUCCUUGAUAAUUUGCAGGAGAAGGAGAGGUUCACGGAGCAGGGAGAUGCGAUCACCUUCGAUUCUGAAGUAGAUCGCAUCUAUCUGGGAACCCCUACCAAGAUAGCCAUCAUAGAUCAUGACAAGAAACGGACAUUUGUACUCAAGAAGGAGGGUCUCCCAGAUGCGGUGGUGUGGAAUCCCUGGGAGAAGAAGGCCAAAGCGAUGGCAGACUUCGGUGACGAUGAAUACAAGCACAUGUUGUGCGUGGAAGCAGCCGCGGUGGAGAAGGCGAUCACGUUGAAACCGGGAGAAGAAUGGAAAGCGCGUCAAGAGAUUUCGGCAGUGCCAUCCAGUUACUUCAGUGGCCAACUAGAUCCUUGUAAGGUCCUUAACGGAUGAUUUGUUUUUGUAGAUAUUCAGAUUUUCGGUUAGUUCUAGUGUUUACAUGUUUACAUCUGUUGUCGAAUAUAAUUUGCAGUGGUUGUCAUCUAAAUAGAACCCCCAUGUUUAAAAGACGCCCCAUGUUGUAAUACGUCGCAAGAGGAACUCGCUGAAUAUUUUAGAUUUAGAUUCUCAUGAGGGCUUAGUCAACGUGGACAGCUUUCAGCUGUUACACCGACGCGACAUUUUUCUAUAGUAGGAAUCGAUAAGAUAGAUGCACGUUCUCAGAUGUGGAAGCAGUUGACCCUCUACCCCUAACCAAAUCUAUUUCCAUUAGACAAGUGGACCUCAACCUGCCCUACAUAACUUCAUUCUCAGAGGCUGCUCCUAGUAUCUUGGUAUUACCAUGAAAGGUUCAACUUCAGUGACGAGCCUUUAUGUACGUGUCAUAGAGUGAGGGGCUGUGUGCUGCACUAAUGUAUGCCUGGCAAUUGAGACUUACUCGUCUUUGAUUGUGUUCCGAUGGGGCAUAUAUUUCGUCUUUGUGAAUACUCUUGUGUUAGGUGUAAUGUCUGCCUGCAGACGUGAAGUUAAUUAAUGAGCAUCACACUCAGUUCCAUAGGAGUGAUAUACUGAUCAUCCUGGUAGCUUCCCUUUUUGGCGACAGAUAGGUAGUUGAAGUAGCUUGUACAGUGUUGGAAACCGGUCAACCGAGUCAUAUCCAGUGGUGGCAUUUUGAGGCUGUUAUGCAAUACUUUUGCAUCUAUUGCUAGUUUAAUUUUUCCGAAACAAUUCUCA
Messenger RNA from Physcomitrium patens, 2673 nucleotides. NCBI's taxonomy places the organism in Eukaryota, Viridiplantae, Streptophyta, Bryopsida, Funariales, Funariaceae. The record is from RefSeq and is a predicted model, not a curated record.